CCAGUAUAUUUUGUCUGAUUCACUCCUUGCUUGUCUAGAGGAAGAGUUCGGUGGGGAAGAUAGUUCCUACCCGGCAAACUACAAUCAGUGUAACAGCGAUGUUGCACAAAUGCAAGUUGAGCAGCAAUUUAAGGACCCUACAAAUUGUAUGAAAGAUGGCUCAUCAGUUUCCAUGGAUUUGCCAUACAACAAGAACAUUGACAAUGGAUUGGUUGAUGUCUGUGCACAAGCUUCUGCUAGGCAUGGUCCAGUAGUUUCUAGUAUUGGAGAGUGUUUACCAAAUGUCUUUCAGGCUCCAGUUCAUUCUGAUGAACAUGAACAUAAUGAUACUGGAAAGUGGAGUAAGUUUCCUGUGUGUUCAACUUUGAUUGUGCCAACUCCAAGCGAGACAGAAUCAUCUUUGUUGCUCAUGAGGGAUGAACAACAUCAUACUGAAGUCCCAGCUGUUAAUCAGAAGGAAAAUAGGUUCUAUGAUGUAAAUGAUAAAUGUAGAAAAUUUGAUGAUCCUCUUGCAAAGAGUAUGAUUAGUUGCAAUUCUGAUGCUGCUGAAUUUGUUGACAAAUUUGUUGCUUUUGAGUCAUCAGGCAAAGGCAAGUAUUCUAAUGAUGGGUCAAAAAGAGUAAACACCAUUGCAGCGUGGCCUGUUGGUGAUAGAACUACAGCAGGUAAAGGAAACCCACUUGGCAAAGUGCAAGAAUGUCAAGUUCAAUGUAGAAAUGGCAAUGAGUUUGGGUUUCAAGCUACUGCUGUCCAUGCCUCUGGUAACUAUGGAUUUGCUGGAACAUCUGAAGGUCUGAUGUAUACUUGGGAAUUGUCUUCUGGGAGGAAACUUACUGGUACACAAUGUAUCAACGUGUAA
Messenger RNA from Phragmites australis (common reed), 859 nucleotides. RefSeq lists its product as uncharacterized. NCBI's taxonomy places the organism in Eukaryota, Viridiplantae, Streptophyta, Magnoliopsida, Poales, Poaceae. Bases 110 to 859 code for a protein of 249 amino acids. The transcript has 3 exons. The record is from RefSeq and is a predicted model, not a curated record.